AUGGGGCGCAUUCACACCAAGACUGUGAAGAAGGCGGCCAGGGUCAUCACUGAGAAGUACUACACACGCCUGGGUAAUGACUUCCACACCAAAAAGCACAUGUGUGAAGAGAUUGCCAUUAUCCCCAGCAAGAAACUUGGGAACAAGAUGGCCAGCUAUGUCAUACAUCUGAUGAAGUGGAUUCAGAGAGGUCCUGUGAGAAGUAUCUCUAUCAAAGAGAGAGAGAGAGAGAGAGAAGAGAGAGAUAAUUAUGUUUCUGAGGUCUCAGCCCUAGACCAGGAGAUCAUUGAGGUAGAUCCUGACACCAAGGAAAUGCUGAAGCUUCUGGACUUUGGCAACCUUUAG
Arvicanthis niloticus (Nile rat) is the source of this 345-nucleotide messenger RNA. NCBI's taxonomy places the organism in Eukaryota, Metazoa, Chordata, Mammalia, Rodentia, Muridae. The record is from RefSeq and is a predicted model, not a curated record.